UGAUCUGGGAACAGCGCAGGGAGGAGAAGGAGGCGUUCUGUGCACGAUCCGCGGACAGAAAGACAUCGACGGUGAUUUCAAAUUAACUCCAGCUAAUCCAUCGGCUAACUAUUAUCCCUCCAUGCUGUCCAGGAAAGGAAGAUAAAAACCCGCUCUGCCGCCUCAGUUACCCACCGUGCACGACAAAAACAAGCGUCGUUGGCGAGGACUACAGGAGGAAUCUGUUCGGGAGAAUAAAAAAAGUAACGUUGUUUGUGGAAGAAAUGAGGUUACCGAGCAGCAGACACUGCGGGAUGGAGGGAGACGGGAAGAAGAUGGACCAGACUCCUCCGUUCAGGAAUCCUUUUGUGCACGUCUUAAAAUUCACCCCUGCGGAAAAAGCGAAGAUAGCAGUAAUGACAGUCACACUAUUCCCCAUUCGUCUCCUUAUUGCAGCAUUUAUGAUGCUGCUGGCUUGGCCUUUUGCGUUCCUGGCCACAGUAGGACGCUCUGAGACCACAGUUGAACCCCAAUGCCUUUGGAGAAGACUUGUGGACAGAGUUCUGCGGACCAUCAUGCGGGUCAUGUGGUUUGCUGGAGGCUUCCAUUGGAUGACCAUCAAAGGACGAAGAGCAUUGCCUGCAGAAGCACCCAUCCUCACCUUGGCGCCCCAUUCAUCUUACUUUGACGCUAUCCCAGUGACCACGACAAUGGCUUCUAUAGUCAUGAAAGCUGAAAGCAAGGAUAUACCUCUUUGGGGCACUUUGAUCAAGUACAUCAGGCCAGUCUUUGUGUCUCGCUCAGAUGAGGAUUCCAGAAGGAAGACUGUAGAGGAGAUCAAACGUAGAGCACACUCUGGAGGGGCGUGGCCUCAGGUAAUGAUUUUUCCUGAAGGAACGUGCACAAAUAGAUCCUGCCUCAUCACCUUUAAGCCAGGGGCUUUCAUCCCAGCCGUACCAGUGCAGCCUGUGGUGAUUCGUUACCCAAAUAAACUGGACACAAUCACAUGGACAUGGCAGGGACCAGGAGCGUUUAAAAUCUUGUGGCUGACACUGUGCCAGUUGCACAAUGAAUUUGUGAUAGAGUACCUUCCCAUCUACACGCCAUCAGAGGAUGAGAAAAAGAAUCCUGUACUAUAUGCAAUAAAUGUAAGACGUGUUAUGGCCAAAGCCCUGGGAGUGCCCGUUACAGACUAUUCAUUUGACGACUGCCAGCUGGCCAUGGCAGAAGGCCAGCUCAGACUUCCAGUCAACACUUGCCUGCUGGACUUUGCCAAGCUUGUCAGGAGACUGGGCUUGAAACCCAAGAAUACAGAGAAGGUUCUUCAGGAGUAUGGAAACAGAGCCAGGAAGCUGGAGGGAGAAAAGCUGGGAUUGGAUGAGUUUGCUCACUACUUGGAUGUGCCCAUUUCAGACAUGCUGCGAGACAUGUUUGCACUUUUUGAUGAGCAUGAAAAUAACUGCAUGGAUAUCAGAGAAUAUGUGAUAGCCUUAUCAGUUGUAUGCAGACCUGCCAAGACUCUUGAAACUAUGAAAUUGGCCUUCAAGAUGUUUGAGGCUGAGGAGGAUGGCACCAUCACUGAUUCAGAGUUGGUAGUUAUCCUGAAAACUGCUUUAGGAGUGGAUCACCUCAAUGUGUCGCAUCUGUUCACUGCCAUCCACAAGGACCACAAAGGGAAAAUCACUUUUGAUAUGUUCAGGAGCUUUGUGGAGCAGCACCCAGAAUUUGCUGAGGAGUACUUGUACGCAAAAAAUGCAGGCCUCUAUCACAGUGCAAACCACGGUCACCAAACCAAGACAGCCAACGGUAUCUGCCCCGACUUCAGUCCCAACGACCGCCAAGACGCUAAAGCUGGACUAGUAAAGAAACAAAACUGAACUUGAAUGUGUCAAAAAUCAUAAUCUGCUCUCCUGGUGAGAGCGGUGUGUGAGUAAUGGUGAGCUCUCGAGUGAAUCUUCAUUACUUUGAGUAACCUCAUUGACCAAGAUAGGGAUUUGUAGUUUUUCUUUUUCCCUUCAUAAUCCUUGUUAUUAUGCACAUAAAAUUUAAGGUCAAUGUCAGGUGAUUUAUUUUUAUUUUUUACUUUUUGUCGUAGCCAUACCAGAUGAUCAAAUAGUCACCCGACGGCUGUUACAGAUAAGAUGCUUGAUUGAUUGACAAACAAGCAUUCACAUUUUUUUUCUCUCUCUCCCUUCGACUUUCAUUCUGACCGCAUGUUUUUAAAAAGAGAGAAGCGGGAGAGAAUCAAGCCUCAGCCAGUGAAGGGAACUCAUCAUUAUUGAAUAUCAGCGUUUAGUUGAACCUUUUGGUUGUUUCUCCUCUUAAAUGGUAGCUGCCUUUUGAACAGAAAAUGUUGAUUGCAUGGGCUCUUGCUGUUUUGAGCAGUAUUUAGGAUUCUUUAUCUCAAGAACUAAGGCCUAAGAGAGAACCAGUGACAAUUGUUUGACCACUCGAAGCGUUUAGCUUUACUAGUCACAUUUGAGGUGAACUCAGGUCUGUGUAAGCCUGUUACAUACAUACGGUGCAUCCAGAAAGUAUUAACAGCUUUUCGCUUUUUCCACAUUUUCUUAUGUUACAGCCUUAUUCCAAAAUGG
Molecule: messenger RNA, 2573 nt
Organism: Thalassophryne amazonica
Lineage: Eukaryota; Metazoa; Chordata; Actinopteri; Batrachoidiformes; Batrachoididae
Product: lysophosphatidylcholine acyltransferase 1
Exons: 14
Coding region: 264-1856 (530 amino acids)
Molecular function (GO): calcium ion binding
Source: RefSeq, a predicted model, not a curated record